AUGUUUCGUAUUACGCAAAAUACGUAUCUACGUGAAAAUUCUGUUUCGUAUAUUUUCAGUCAGCCACUGUACGUGGCUAUAAUCCUAAAGGAUAGACGCAGUUUUCCACGAGAAUCUCUCCGAAUGCGGCUCACAAAAGCAUCCACUUUGUUGAGGCAAUACGGAGAUGACGGUGCUGUGAAAGCUCUACGAAUCGAGGAUCCGACUACGAUCUACAUGGAAAGAUUCAAAGGGAAAAGACCCAGACAUCUUAGGAAGGUGAUCCCCUUUGUGAAAAAGCAAUUGUAG
This is a messenger RNA of Heterotrigona itama, 288 nucleotides long. The record is from the annotation of a GenBank genome assembly. Lineage: Eukaryota; Metazoa; Arthropoda; Insecta; Hymenoptera; Apidae.